AUGGAAAAAAAUGAUAAUGAAGAAAAAAAUGAAAUAAGCCUACUUGAUAUUAAGAGAAAAGCUCAGAACGAUCAAGAGGCACAAAAUGAUAAUUCAAAACAAAAAAAAUUUAAAAUAUUAAAUUAUACAUCAAAAGAUAGUUCAAUUAAUAAACUUGAAACAGAAUUUAUAGUUUAUUUUUGUUUUUUAUGUGGAAAUAAUUGUUUAAUAAGUGAAAUAAAUAUAAAUAAAUUGCCUAUAAGAAAAGUCGACAAUUCUAUAAUUUUCCCAACACUCAAAUUUAUUAAUAAAAAAUUUCAUAAAACACAAAAUAAAAAAAUACUAAUUAAAAGGCAAAAUGGAAUAGAAAUACAAUAUCGAAUAUUAUGUAACGAAUGUGAAGCCCCCAUAGGAUAUACUACAAGCUUAAAUAAUGAUGAACAAUAUCUUUAUUAUUAUGAUUAUUCUUUAGUAACAGAUCCAAUGAAAAGCAAACUCUUUUUAGAUUUAUAA
Molecule: messenger RNA, 492 nt
Organism: Plasmodium berghei ANKA
Lineage: Eukaryota; Apicomplexa; Aconoidasida; Haemosporida; Plasmodiidae
Product: conserved protein, unknown function
Exons: 1
Coding region: 1-492 (163 amino acids)
Source: RefSeq, a predicted model, not a curated record